Molecule: messenger RNA, 383 nt
Organism: Pelobates cultripes (western spadefoot toad)
Lineage: Eukaryota; Metazoa; Chordata; Amphibia; Anura; Pelobatidae
Source: the annotation of a GenBank genome assembly
AAGAAACCCAUAACAAUGGUACUUCAGUUGAUACAACUAUAAUGAAAGGAUGGGUUCAAAGAACCAUUUGUUUAUUUGGCAAUGCUAAUUCAGCCCUAGUGAGUGAAGGAGACACAGACGUGCCUAUGAAAAUCGAUCUUCAACUUACCCAUUUGGCAAAUAAGGAAUCUGGACCCUCUGCUGAAGGUUUUGGAGAUUAUUUUAUUAAAGAGAUUGGUAAAUAUAUCUUUUCAUUACUAGAUAAAGCCCAAUCUACAAUAAAAAUAAAUUUUAAGCCGAAAUCUUUGGACAUAAAGGAAGGAACCACUUCCCAGCCGAUCCUCUCAAUAUGGAUAAUUUUCAAGAGGCCCUUGACCCACCGACAGAUACAGAUCACCAACUAA